AUGGCCCGUCGUCAAAAAGUGGUCUGCUCAUCUUGUCGCCAUCGCAAGACGAAAUGCGAUGGGGCCUCCCCCAGCUGCUCGGCUUGUGUAGCCAGUGCCUCUCCUUGUCAGUAUGAAAAAGCGCCAUCACUAGCAUACGUCCGUUCUUUACAGGCGCGUAUUCGCGAACUGGAAGCCAAAGUGAAAGACUCAGAUUCUUCUCCUUCUGCUGUCGUGCUGAGCUCAGUAUUCAAUGGACACGACGGAGACUCUAUAUCUUUCCACGCAGAGGGAAAUUUGAGCUACCACAACCAAACAUCUGCUAUUCAUGAAGGUCCACCGUAUACAUCUCGUCAGCUGCCGCAGGCUGCGCCCCAAUCACCAGCAUCCAGAGCAACCCAGCAAUCUACUGAUAGUAUCAGACAUAGCCUUGUUGCCAAUGCUGUGGCUCAGAAAAACCUCGAGCUCCUGAACGCCAGCGCAAUAUCGCCGCAGGCUGACGUACCCCCGGAAGUGACUGCCAUACUGCUCCAAUUACAUUGGUGCUGGCUUCAUCCAAGCUUCCUGUUUGUGUACCGACCGGCGUUUACGAGGGAUAUGCUCCAAUCCGCUCAUCAUGGGCAGAAACCCAAGUACUGGUCUGCGACUCUCUUCAAGGUCCUGUGCGCUCACAGCUGUCGAUUCAUCCGGGCCCCGGAGGCAUUUUGGAGCCCAGAAGACUACACAGAGUCGUUUUCCCAGUUCAGUAACCGCCUCAUGUCAGAGGCCAAGGCGCUACUCGCCCUGGAGACCCUCAAUCCCCCUUCAGUCCCCACCAUCCAAGCGUUGUUGCAACAGUCUGCGCGGGAUAUAGCCUGCGGGCGUUCUUCAGCAGCAUGGCUCUACUCUGGCAUGGCGUUUCGCAUGGCCAUUGAUCUAGGACUGCACGUUUCCCCCGACGAUCUACAACGCCACUCGACCUCGCUGUCGGCGGAAGAUGUCGAGAUUCGAAAACGUUUGUUCUGGAGCCUAUAUGCCUGGGACAAACACAUCAGCCUGUACCUGGGCAGAAUGCCCAAUUUCACCAUGGGUGCCGAAAACGUUUCGCUUGAGUUCCUUGAUGACUUUACCGAAGAGGACCUGUGGGAGCCAUAUUACGGGCCUGAACCGGCGUCUGCCGAACGCCGAUCUUAUCCCCCAACCCCAGGGCAUAUCGUUUCUUGCUUCACGCAACUAUGCAAACUGUGCAUCCUCAUAUCGCGGGUGAUGUUGGACCUCUACAGUCCGCAACCAACCAGCCACCCAAGCUCAUCAUUAGACGCCCGGGCGGCGGCAUUCGUGACGAUCAAUCGGGACCUUCAUGAAUGGUACAAAGCCCUACCAUCUUUUCUACAGAUACCCUCCGACAAAAUCCCGGAGAUCAGUCCCCCGCCGCACAUCACAUCUCUCAAUCUAAUGUAUCAUACUACGCUGAUUCUUCUUCAUCGUCCCUAUGUCGUUAGCGGACAUGCGCGCGACUCCGACGCGGCACGAAAGAGUUGGAAAGUUUGUCGCUCCUCAACAACUACUAUCUACCAUCUGCUUCAAAUGUAUACGAAAACUUUCGGAUUCCAACACAUCACAUAUAUGAACAGUUAUUGUACAUACACGGCGGCGACAACGGCAGUGUAUCAGCUGGAAACUUCAGAUGGAGAACCUCGCGUUUCCGAUCAAGUCGUGUGGACGGAGCUUAAAUUCUUGCUGGAUAUUCUUCAACGCACGUCUACUACCAUGCCGGGUCUAAAUCGGAGCAUUGACAUCAUUCGGUCCCGAAUAAAGAAAAUUCUGGACCGACAAGUGACCAAGCAACUUGAUUCACUCUUUCCAGGCAGCAAUGCGCCGGCGGGUGGCCAACGCUACGCUUCACCCGGGCCGUUCAGAACACAAACUGUUGUAGGUGGCGAAGACCUGACGACGGAUCAUGCGCUAGACCCUACAUUCCCACAUCCAUCUUCCAGCUUCUCACCGCGACGGGACCUUCUGACUGAAGACUGGCGGAUCCUGGACGAUUGGCUUCCAGCAUUUCCCGGACAAGAUGUCUCUUUUGGGUCUGAAGUCGUACUGGAUAUGCCCGAGAACCUGAGUCCAAGGACGCGAUCUGCACUCAUGGGCUCGAAUUUGUAUCCUCACAUGCAGCUUAAUUUCUCGAUGCCCGAUGAUCCAACUUUUGACUACACUCCUUUCUCAGGGACAUCAUCCGGUCCUCGGCCUUGUGAUCAUCACAGCCUUUGA
Aspergillus nidulans FGSC A4 is the source of this 2229-nucleotide messenger RNA. RefSeq lists its product as uncharacterized. The transcript has a single exon. Gene Ontology annotation, biological process: DNA-templated transcription; regulation of transcription by RNA polymerase II; regulation of DNA-templated transcription. Gene Ontology annotation, cellular component: nucleus. NCBI's taxonomy places the organism in Eukaryota, Fungi, Ascomycota, Eurotiomycetes, Eurotiales, Aspergillaceae. Gene Ontology annotation, molecular function: DNA binding; DNA-binding transcription factor activity, RNA polymerase II-specific; zinc ion binding. Bases 1 to 2229 code for a protein of 742 amino acids. The record is from RefSeq and is a predicted model, not a curated record.